Hippopotamus amphibius kiboko is the source of this 9400-nucleotide messenger RNA. RefSeq names its product DNA polymerase alpha 1, catalytic subunit (gene POLA1). The record is from RefSeq and is a predicted model, not a curated record. Lineage: Eukaryota; Metazoa; Chordata; Mammalia; Artiodactyla; Hippopotamidae. The transcript is spliced from 38 exons. Gene Ontology annotation, molecular function: purine nucleotide binding; DNA replication origin binding; pyrimidine nucleotide binding. Bases 87 to 4511 code for a protein of 1474 amino acids. Gene Ontology annotation, cellular component: alpha DNA polymerase:primase complex. Gene Ontology annotation, biological process: DNA replication; mitotic DNA replication initiation; leading strand elongation.
CGCUGAUUGGCUUUCUGGACGGCGCCUGUCUCGGCCCCCGCGCCAGUUUCGGGCUGGUUGGCGCGGAAUCAGGAGGCUGCGGGACCAUGGCCCCCGUGCACGGCGAUGACUGCGAACUGGGGGCGAGCGCUGUGUCAGAUUCAGGGAGUUUUGUAGCUUCUCGAUCCCGGAGAGAGAAGAAAUCAAAGAAAGGGCGACAGGAAGCUCUGGAAAGACUGAAAAGGGCUAAAGCUGGUGAGAAGUAUAAAUAUGAGGUAGAGGACUUCACAAGUGUUUAUGAAGAAGUUGACGAGGAACAGUAUUCAAGGCUGGUCCAGGCCCGCCAGGAUGAUGACUGGAUCGUGGAUGACGCUGGUAUUGGCUAUGUGGAGGAUGGCCGAGAGAUUUUUGAUGAUGACCUUGAAGACGAUGCCCUUGAUUCCCAUGAGAAAGACACAUGCAUUGAGACUGUUUUUGGUGAAUUUAUUGAAAGAAAAGGUGAUAAAGCACGCAACAAAGACAAGAGGAAUGUCAAGAAGGCUUCGGUGACAAAACCGAACAAUAUCAAGUCAAUGUUCAUUGCCAGUGCUGGGAGGAAAACCGCAGAUAAAGCUGUCGACUUGUCCAAGGAUGAUCUGCUAGGUGACAUUCUACAGGAUCUGAACGCUGAGACACCUCAAAAAACUCCACCACCUGUAAUAAUACCGAAGAAGAAAAGAUCCAGUGGUGCUUCACUGAAUCCUUUCUCUGUGCACACCCCCAAGGCAGCUCCUUCAGGAAAAACCGCUUCCCCGGUCUCAAGGAAGGAGCCUUCAUUAACUCCUGCGCCUCGUAAAUGUGCCGGAUUCGCUGGAGCGUCGGCGCCGGCAUUGUGUACAGAUGACAAUCAGGAGUCAGGGCCAAUGGAUUUUGAAGAUGGCGACUUUGAUGAGCCCAUGGAAGCUGAGGAGGUGGACGUGGAGCCUGUGGCUGCCAAGACUCCGGACCAAGAGAGGGAGCCAGCAGAGGGGGCGAAACAGGAGGCAGAUCCUGGGAAAGGGACCACAUCCUACUCAGCAAGUUUUCUCCCAGAUGUCUCUUGUUGGGACUUUGAUCAGGAGGAUGACAGCAGUUUCUCAGCCCCGGAAGUUCAAGUGGAUUCCAAUCACCUCCCACUGGUAAAAGGGGCAGAUGAGGAACAAGUAUUUCAGUUUUAUUGGCUGGAUGCUUAUGAAGAUCCGUACAGCCAACCAGGUGUGGUAUUUCUGUUUGGCAAAGUUUGGAUCGAAUUGGCUGAAACCCACGUGAGCUGUUGUGUCAUGGUGAAAAACAUUGAGCGAACGCUCUACUUCCUCCCCCGUGAAACGAGAAUUGAUCUAAAUACAGGGAAAGAAAAUGGAACUCCAGUUAGAAUGAAGGAUGUUUAUGAUGAAUUUGAUGAGAAAGUAGCAGCAAAAUAUAAGAUUAUGAAAUUCAAGUCCAAGGCAGUGGAAAAGAACUAUGCUUUUGAGAUACCUGAUGUUCCAGAAAAAUCUGAGUACUUGGAAGUUAGAUACUCGGCUGAAAUGCCACAGCUUCCUCAGGAUUUGAAAGGAGAAACGUUUUGUCAUGUAUUUGGGACCAACACAUCCAGCUUGGAACUGUUCUUGAUGAACAGAAAGAUCAAAGGACCUUGUUGGCUCGAAGUAAAAAAUCCACAGCUCUUGAAUCAGCCAAUCAGUUGGUGUAAAUUUGAGGCAAUGGCCUCGAAACCUGACCUGGUGAACGUGGUUAAGGAUGUUGGUCCUCCUCCACUUGUGGUCAUGUCUUUGAGCAUGAAGACAAUGCAGAAUGCAAAGACGCAUGAAAAUGAGAUUAUUGCUGUGGCAGCGUUGGUCCAUCAUAGGUUUGCAUUAGAUAAAGCACCUCCACAACCUCCCUUUCAAUCACAUUUUUGUGUUGUGUCUAAACCAAAGGAUUGUAUUUUUCCAUAUGAUUUCAAAGAAAGCAUUAAGGAAAAGAAUGUGAAGGUUGAGGUUGCUGCAACAGAAAGAACACUGCUAGGUUUUUUCCUUGCAAAAGUUCACAAAAUUGAUCCUGAUAUCAUUGUGGGUCAUAAUAUUUAUGGUUUUGAACUGGAAGUGCUACUUCAGAGAAUUAACGUGUGCAAAGUUCCUUACUGGUCCAAGAUUGGUCGGCUGAAGCGAUCCAACAUGCCAAAGCUUGGGGGCAGGAGUGGAUUUGGUGAAAGAAAUGCCACCUGUGGCCGAAUGAUUUGUGAUGUGGAAAUUUCGGCAAAGGAAUUGAUUCGUUGUAAAAGCUACCAUUUGUCUGAGCUUGUUCAACAGAUUCUGAAAACUGAAAGGGUUGUAAUCCCAAUGGAAAAUUUACGAAAUAUGUACAGUGACUCUUCUCAUCUGUUGGACCUGUUGGAGCACACCUGGAAAGAUGCCAGGUUCAUUUUGCAGAUCAUGUGUGAGCUAAAUGUUCUUCCAUUAGCAUUGCAGAUCACUAACAUCGCUGGGAACAUUAUGUCUAGGACGCUGAUGGGUGGACGAUCCGAGCGUAAUGAGUUCUUGUUGCUUCAUGCGUUUUAUGAAAACAACUACAUUGUGCCUGACAAGCAGAUUUUCAGAAAGCCUCAGCAAAAACUGGGGGAUGAAGAUGAAGAUGUCGAUGGAGAUACCAGUAAAUACAAAAAGGGACGUAAGAAAGCAGCUUAUUCUGGAGGCUUGGUAUUGGACCCCAAAGUUGGUUUUUAUGAUAAGUUCAUUUUGCUUCUGGACUUCAACAGUUUGUAUCCUUCCAUCAUUCAGGAAUUCAACAUUUGUUUUACAACAGUGCAAAGAGUUGCUUCAGAGACACAGAAAGUUUCAGAGGAUGGAGAACAAGAACAGAUCCCCGAGCUGCCAGAUCCCAGCUUGGAAAUGGGCAUUUUGCCCAGAGAGAUCCGGAAACUGGUAGAGCGGAGAAGACAAGUGAAACAACUAAUGAAACAGCAAGAUUUAAAUUCAGACCUUGUUCUUCAGUAUGACAUUCGACAGAAGGCUUUGAAGCUCACAGCAAACAGUAUGUACGGCUGCCUGGGAUUUUCCUACAGCAGAUUUUACGCAAAACCACUGGCUGCUUUGGUGACAUACAAAGGAAGGGAGAUUUUGAUGCAUACGAAAGAGAUGGUGCAGAAGAUGAAUCUUGAAGUUAUUUAUGGAGAUACAGAUUCAAUUAUGAUCAACACCAAUAGCAUCAGUCUGGAAGAAGUGUUUAAAUUGGGAAACAAGGUGAAAAGUGAAGUGAAUAAGUUGUACAAACUGCUUGAAAUAGACAUUGAUGGUAUUUUCAAGUCUCUGCUACUGCUGAAGAAAAAGAAGUACGCUGCUCUGGUUGUUGAGCCAACAUCGGAUGGGAAUUACAUCACCAAACAGGAGGUGAAAGGAUUAGAUAUAGUUAGAAGAGAUUGGUGUGAUCUUGCUAAAGAUACUGGAAACUUUGUCAUCGGCCAGAUUCUUUCGGAUCAAAGCCGGGACACUAUAGUGGAAAACAUUCAGAAGAGGUUAAUAGAAAUUGGAGAAAAUGUGCUAAAUGGCAGUGUCCCAGUGAGCCUGUUUGAAAUUAACAAGGCGUUGACAAAGGAUCCCCAGGAUUACCCUGAUAAAAAAAGCCUACCUCAUGUACAUGUUGCCCUCUGGAUAAAUUCUCAAGGAGGCAGAAAAGUGAAAGCUGGAGAUACUGUGUCGUAUGUCAUCUGUCAGGAUGGUUCAAACCUCACCGCGGGUCAGAGGGCCUAUGCACCCGAGCAGCUGCAGAAGCAGGACAAUUUAAGCAUUGACACCCAGUACUACCUGGCCCAGCAGAUCCACCCAGUCGUGGCUCGAAUCUGUGAGCCAAUAGAUGGAAUUGACGCUGUCCUCAUUGCAACAUGGUUAGGACUUGACCCCACCCAGUUUCGAGUUCGUCAUUAUCAUAAAGAUGAAGAGAAUGAUGCCCUCCUUGGUGGCCCAGCACAGCUCACGGAUGAAGAGAAAUACAGGGACUGCGAAAGGUUCACGUGUCCAUGCCCUACUUGCGGAACCGAGAAUAUUUAUGAUAGUGUCUUCGAUGGUUCGGGAAUCGAUAUGGAGCCCAGCUUGUAUCGUUGCAGCAACAUCACUUGUAAGGCCUCACCUCUGAACUUUAUGGUGCAGCUGAGCAACAAAUUGAUCAUGGACAUUAGACGUUGCAUUAAAAAAUACUACGAAGGCUGGUUGAUUUGUGAGGAACCCACAUGUCGAAAUCGAACUCGGCACCUUCCCCUUCAGUUCUGCCGAAAUGGACCUCUUUGCCAAGUCUGCAUGAAAGCUACACUUCGACCAGAGUAUUCUGACAAGUCCCUGUACACCCAGCUGUGCUUUUACCGGUACAUUUUUGAUGCAGAGUGUGCACUGGAGAAACUUAUUACCGAUCAUGAGAAAGAUAAAAGAGUUGACAUUUUUCAGAUGAAAAAACAACCUGAAAGAGAUGAAAUGACCCUACUGAGGCAGCAAAGCUGCGAGCCUAGCCUUCUUUCCACUGUCACAGCGACCCUGCUCUUAAUCUAGCAGGGAAACUUCGAUCAGAAGGCAAAUAACUCUAACACAAGGGGAUGGCAUGAAGUGCUGUGGGAUCUCCACAGUUAGCUCCGGGAAGGAUUCUCAGUGGAGAUGGAACCUGAAUUGGGCCUUGAAGAGCAGAUGAGAUUUUAAUUGGUACAAAUGCUGGUGUGUAGUUUGAGACUAAGUUUUCUUUCCCACUAUUCUUUAAGUGCUCUAUUGCUGAUCUAGCUUUUAUAAAUCAAAGUACCUCAUUUGACAAAUGCAUGAUAAUUUUUAAAACACAUUUGAAUUGUAGGUUUAGUCAAAAAGCACUUAUUAAGAGGCUAGUCUAUGCAAAGCUUUAAACCCAAGACUGAAAGCUGGAAAGUUGGAAAGCUGGAAAGCUGUUCGCUCUUCACUCCCCGCUGUAACCAGUGGUGCUGCUUUGAAAGAAGUUGACUCCAUCCUGCAAGAUACAUCUAUCAGAAGUGUAUCAAGGUGUUUUCCUAUCUUAAAUAAUUUAACUCAGGUAUAAUAAUGUAAGUAUUUUGACAUGAAAAUGUUACAUACUAUGAUAUAUCCACUUAUCUUAAAACAGACAUCUUUAAAAGAAAGGAAUAUGGUAAGACAAAACAAAACAGAAAUAGGAAUUAAAAGAGAUGAAUGACAGAUGGAAUUAGUUUUAUUUAGAAGAUAAAAAUAAAAUCCUAUUAGCAUUAUGACCAGAGAAUGUAAAAAUGUUUUACUUGAAGCAUGAUUAGUUUUUUUAACUGUCAUCAUGAUGAAAGUUUAGACAUACAUAGGGCCUAUUUAUGGAGUAAAUGUUUGCUGCUAAAAUUAUUCCUAUGUUUUAUUGGUAUAUUAUAUAUUGUCUUGCCCAAAAAGAAGUAGAGGCUGAAAAAUCAGUGAAAUCCAUGGUAAAAGAGAGGGUCUGAACCAACCCUGUCCUCAGGAAAUUAUCCAACAGAGCACACAUUGGUCUCUCUUAGUAAAGGCUUUAUCACUUUUAACAAAUGUGCCACAGGAAAUUUAUUAGUAUGCUACAAAGAAAUUUUCAAAAUAAUUAAGACUAAACUACACUUGUCAAAAUAAAUGAAUGAAAUACAAUUUUGAAUCAUCUUUCUUCACUUAUUGCUCAUUUGCAUAAUUUAGUAACUUACACAGGAGUCUUUCAGUUAUUGGUGUGAAUUAGCAAGGUUCUGCUAUUCCUUGUUGUACGGGCGGGAAUUAUGCUACCAUGUAAUUAGCUAUUCCAGACAUGGACUAACGGGAAAUAGCAAAGGGCACAGCAAAAUCUAAAGAGACAAGGCAGGGAAUCUAAAGAGAAGAGACAAUCAAAGACACCCAACAAACUCAAGCUGGUAGACCACAGGGAAUUUUGAAUGAAGCCUCUUAAUUUAUUUUGAGAAUAAGGAAUCAGUAGUAUGAGAGAAAUCUCAACAAGAUUAGCUGACUAAGCCUACUUAAAAAAAAAAAUCUCUAUAGUGCAUGGUGUGCCAGGUUAACCACUCCUGUUUGUUAGUCUGUAUACAGCUCAACAAAUAGCCGGCAAAGCCUUUCAUGGGUAUAUAGUGGCUUUCCAUUGAGGUUUUCACUCUUUGAAGGAGGUCAUUUAUACCAAUGAGAUCUGUAGAUGCAAAUUGCUUUCCCUAUAUGUGAGGGGGUCAUUCCUUUCACAGCAGACUUGCUCAUCUCUUUUAUAGAGGUUUUGUUAUUUUUCUCCUGCUCCCAAAGGAAUGAUGGGAAUCAUGGCCCCCCCCCCCAACCCCAACCCCCUCAUCUAACUUAGCAUCCAAAUCUUUUCCUUCCAGCUCUUUGAAACUUUUGUGUGCUGAUCUUUGGGAAGAAAACAAACUGUUGGCAGCAGCCCUUAGCCCUGAAUUAGGAAACUUUUUUCCUUCUUUCAACCUGAAAUAUCAUUUUUAGAUUUGCCUCUCUUUCUCACCUAAUUCUAAGAAAAUUUCUUGCUCAUUGCAGCAGCAUGUCACUGUAACAUGCUAGGGCAUGUGGGAAAUUCUUGGAAGCAGUGUCCUGAAAAUGUCAUUUUUACUUUGGCUCCCAGAUAAUGUAAGCUUAUUGGAACUAGAGGAGCAGAGAAGUGAAGGGAUCUGUUUAAGAGUUAGCUGUGGAAACCUAACUUCUGAUCCCGUUACUGAAGUGGAGGGAAAGAUAAUAUUUGUCUUUUGCCUAAGCUUUUAAAGAAUCAUACAAACAAUCAUAGGUUUUAGCCUAUAGUGUUCAGGAGUCUUAGGGAGAAGGGUUUCAGGCACACUGUGGGAGCACUCUGUAAAUAUUUGUUGUUUGUUCCUUCCUUCCUUCUGCUAGCAUUUUUUGAGCACCAAGGAUGCUGACCUAGGCUCCUGAAAGGCAGUAUAGAGUGGUGAUUAAAAGCCCGCUCUCUGGAGCCAUAAUGGCCACUUCAAGUUUUGGCUUUCCACCUCUUGCUAAGUAAAUAACUUUGGGGCAAGUGACUUUACCCCGUGCACCUCCCCUGUAUAUCUGGGAGGAAAGUAGCACCUGCCUCAUAGGGUUCAAAUUAAAUGGGAUAAUAUGGAAAUAGGGUGAUAUGUAAAAUGCCAUAGGGUGAUAUGUAAAAUGCCUAGAAUAGUGCCAGGCACAUAGUAAACAUGCAAUAAAUAUUUGGUUUUAUUAUUUCUGAGAAUAACACUUUAAACAAACCAUUGUGAUAGUACUUAGUAUUACUGUUACUCUAUCUGAAUUGGUUUCUGUAGCCUCUCAUCGACCAUGGUUUUUUGUUUAUAUUUGUAUCCCCAGAAUCUGGCACAACACUGCAACUGGGUGGUUGCGAUAUGAAAAAGGCAUGGUUCCUACUCUCAAGGAGCUUAAAAUCAAUCGUGAUAGCUGUCAUUUAAUUCUCACUGUCAGUACUAAUGGAAGGGGUUGAAACACAAAUAAUCCACAAAUCAUUUCCAUGUUGUUUACAUGUGUCCCUUAUCGGUAAUAACUGUUACCUGUUUUCUAAGGAGGGUACAAAAAUAGUUGUACUUGUGUGCAGAAAUUUGGCCAAGUUCCCUAAUCACAUACUUUAGCACAUUACUUCUUAACAACCAGGGUGUAUCUUUUACACUUUCUAAAAUGAUAGGUACCUGGAUGCCACCGCCAGGUAUCUAGUUCAGUAGGUCCGCAGUAACUCUGAUGCACACCUAUAGUAUUGAGAAUCUCAGAGUUAUGAAACUCUUCAAACUUUGAUAUUGCUUCAUGCCAAAUAUGCACUAAGUUUGACUUUGUUAUAGAAAGGGAGAUUGGGUGGCAUCUAGAUAAUUUAAAUAGACAGUGGAAAGGAAAAUGAAGUCAAACACAUGAAUCUAGAUAAGGGAAUUAUUUAUGGUGCUAUAUGAGCUAAUAUAGGAUUCAAGAAUAAAGCAAAGGGGGAAAAAUGGGCUAGGGAAAAGUAAGCUGGAAGAAACUGGGUUUUGGUGAUGAAUGAAGGAAUAAAUGCACUUCAAAAUUGGCAACAAAAGCACAUGUUAUUUUCAACAUUAACUUAUAUCAUGAAAGUAGAAAAGGGCCACCGUGAAGGGUGGGGAAUAUUUAAAGAGACUAGAUGGGUGACUGGGAAGUAUUGAGGUAGAAGCUAUCCCAACCCUGGCAUUUUAGGCGUCUCCACAGUUGGGAUUCCUGGGACCUUUCCCACCUCCUGUCGUCUUUUCCUUACCUCUGGGCCCAGCUGGCUGAGUCCUGGUAGAUCAGCCCUUUUCAGUUUCACUUUGCUGCCUGUCACCCGAAAGAUCUGGGACCAGGUGGUAGUCCUGGAGGCAUUGGAAGCACAUGUCUGGGCACCAUGGUCAUAGUUGGGCUUACCUUGGGUCUCCAGGCAGGACAAAUAGCUUGGCUAGCCGCAUUUCCCAGCAUUGGGGUGUUGGAGCUAGAAAAGAACCUCCGAUCAGCCUUAUCUCAGGCGAUUGGUUUCAGAUCAGCCCCCUUUUGCCUAAAAGGAUUGAGACAGCACCUCCAUGGCACCUGCAGUUUAGACCCCUCCCUGAGCAGACCUUGACUCCACCAUAGCUACCUCCCCCUGCUCAUGGGUUUCCCCUGCCUGAAUUGCCCACCUCAGUCCCGUCUCUCCCUGUUGGUAUUCUAUUCAUCCUUUAACGCCUCCCAGCUAGAAGUGAUCUCUUUGUCCUCCAAACUCCUGCAGCUCUUAAGCACGGCCCCUCAUGCAUUAUAACUCUUUGAGGAUGUGGACCAUGCUUGAUAUGUUAUUGUGUGUCUGGUAGCAACUUGCACCUGAUAGGCACUUAAUAAAUAGUAUGUGAAAUUGUUUUCUAGAAUACUUUAGAGUGGAAGCAUAAUACUUUGUUUUUUAUAAAAUACCUUAAUGUUUAUAGAAUACUUUUCUGACUCCCUCUUCUCUUCUCUCUUUGCCAUUGUACCCUCCAAGUGUAUGAUAAAACUUUUUCCAUCCAUGUAUAUCCAUACAUUCAUCAGACAUUUAGCCCAUGCCCUCACCUCACUCCACAUGGACUUGAUUUCCCACCCAAAUUUACCUAGUUUGUGAUAAUUCCUAAUAGAGUUGGGCUGUAUUUCCAUGCACCACAGGAGGUGGCAUAAAUUCCAGACUAGAAAUUUCUUUGUUCAAAUCUUUAGGUUAUGUAAAUCAAACGGACGCCCUACUCAAUUAGUAGAAUGAAUCAAAAAGUCCAAAGAUUGACUUUAUAUGAGGACCGUCUCUGCCUGCACCCACUCCUUGCUGUCCAGUACCUGUAUAUGGAUCAUAGCAGCUGGCCAGUUUGCUCUUGGGUUUUUUUAGUGGUUCACAGCUCUAGCUCUUUUUUUUUAUUUUUUAAAUUUAAAAAAAAAUUAUCUAUGGUUCUAUUUUUUAAAAUUUAUUUCUUUAUUUUUAAUAUUUAUUUAUUUGUUUAUUGACUGCAUUGGGUCUUCAUUGCUGCACGUGG